Messenger RNA from Punica granatum (pomegranate), 1397 nucleotides. The record is from RefSeq and is a predicted model, not a curated record. NCBI's taxonomy places the organism in Eukaryota, Viridiplantae, Streptophyta, Magnoliopsida, Myrtales, Lythraceae.
CUCUUUUCUGCUUUCUUUAUCUUUUUCUUUUCUGCAGGGUUUCCAUUUCUCUUAUUGCAUUCACUCCCCACCAAAGAAACACAGCCUUCCUUUCCUUUCCUCCUUCAUGUUUUAUCCUCUUUCCUUGUUACUCUAAGCCACACAAAGCAAAGCCCUUUUCUCAUCUCAAAAGUUUGCUCAUCCCUUAACUGAGAAUAGAAACAAUAACAAUAAUCGGCAUAGAGAGAGGGAGAGAGAGUGAGAGGUUGGAAGUCGUAAAAAAAAGUUUUUUUUUUUUUUUGGUGCUAGUUUAAUUGGUAUAUUUAGGGCGCAGAGGCAGAGAGAUGGGGAGAGGGAGAGUGGAGCUGAAGAGGAUAGAGAACAAGAUCAACAGGCAGGUGACAUUUGCAAAGAGGAGGAAUGGCCUGCUCAAGAAGGCUUAUGAGCUCUCUGUCCUCUGUGAUGCUGAGAUUGCCCUCAUCAUCUUCUCCACCCGCGGCAAGCUCUACCAGUUCUCCAGCUCCUCUAGCAUGUCGAAGACCCUUGAGCGAUACCAAAGGUGUAGUUACAAUGCUCAGCUGGAGAGCAGCCGACAGAUCACUGAGACACAGAGCAGCUAUCAGGAGUACUUGAAGCUCAAAGCAAGAGUUGAGGAUCUUCAGCAAACUCAGAGAAAUCUUCUUGGAGAGGAUUUGGGUUCACUGAGCAUGAAGGAGCUGGAGCAGCUCGAGCGUCAGCUCGAGAGCUCUCUGAAGCACAUUAGGUCAACCAAGGAUCAGUCCAUGAAUGAUCAAUUCACCGAUCUUCAGAAAAGGGAACAAAUGCUAUUAGAAGCUAACGAAUCCCUGCGAAGGAAGUUGGAGGAGAGCUGUGCCCAUUUUCCUUUCCAGCUUUCUUGGGAAGCAGCCGGAGCUCAGCUCAAUCUUCCGUAUGGCCGAAUUCCUGCUCCACAAGCAGAAGCCAAUUUCUUCCAUCCUCUUGACUGCAACUCGACUUUGCAAAUCGGAUGGGAUCAACUGAUGAUCAGGUGAAUGCUGCAUCCACCAGUCAAACCGUGACCGGAUAUAUUCCUGGGUGGAUGUUCAAUUGAAGCAUACAUGAAGCUUUCUUCCAAGCUCCAAGGAUUGAUGACACUCGACACUUCGUUCUACCUGCAACUGUUUUUAUAUAUGAAUUUACGGGCUUGCCUUUUCUGCUUUAACCUGUAAGUAGUGCCGCAAAGAAUAAGUAGAGAUUGUCCGAAGCUGUUUCCGAACAGCAUAGAGGAUAUAUCUACUGCUUUUGCUUUUUUCCUUUUGCUUGAGAUCCAUAAGAUCCCUUUGGAGAUCAUGAGGUUUGUGGCUUGUUGAUGACUGAUAUCAAUUAUGUAAUCUUUUGUGUAAGUAUAUUUCGAGCUAAGAAUUUAUUUUUAUCGAUGA